Messenger RNA from Atta colombica, 2326 nucleotides. RefSeq names its product tyrosine-protein phosphatase Lar-like. The record is from RefSeq and is a predicted model, not a curated record. Gene Ontology annotation, cellular component: neuron projection membrane. Gene Ontology annotation, biological process: synapse organization. The transcript is spliced from 7 exons. Lineage: Eukaryota; Metazoa; Arthropoda; Insecta; Hymenoptera; Formicidae. The coding region runs from base 753 to 1694 and encodes 313 amino acids.
CAUAUAUCCAUACGUACGUACGUACGUACGUAUGUACGCACGAACGCACGCACGCACGCGCGCGCGGAUUCCAGUGAACGCGGCGGGAGUAGUCGCGCGACUAUGAGUGAAUCGCGCUUGUCUCGGCUAAUUACUCAUCGAUGAUAAUUGAUAACGUGGGCACAAUUAAACGCGACGUGCUCUCGCUCGUACGAUCGAGUGUUCGCGCCAAGUUUGCGCGAGUGUCAGCCGCCAGAACGCUGGCGGCUGCCGAGGGUGAAUAGUGACAUAUUCGAGAGGCGAUUCGACUGAUCGGUCACGGGUCAAGUGUCGCGAGAUAACGACGAGAGAGAGAUAUCGACAAGCGUUUCGAAAUUGUCAGGAAGGAGUACGGACGAUAUAUCAGGAGACAGUAAACAGAAAUAAUUGGAGAUAAUAGUGAGCGCGACAAGUAGUGACGGUUUGUAACGAAGGAGACAGUAGUCGCGCAGCAGAUUCCACCGCCACGGGACUCAGUGAUAGCGGCUCGCGGUGGUCAGACCGGCUGACAGAAGGCUUCGGUGGAUCAGCUGACAGAGCACGAUAUCCGCCACAUCGUGACGCACUAGAUAAAACGGAGAUAUAUAUAUAUAUAUAUGUUACGGCAUAUGUACAUCCGCGAUAACAGCGAACAUGCGAGCACGUUUAAUCGACGCACAUAUGCGUAACCGUCGCGUCUCGCCACCGAGGAUUCAAUUAAGCUUACCGUUCGAGAAAGGUCAAGUAGCUACGCUAUGCGAACGACGGGCUCGUUUCUAACGCACGGAAGGCGCAUAUUAUGUGAGGAGGAAACCGCGACGAGGGAAACGAAGAUGUCCGCCGUCAGCGUCAUCGCAUGGUUGCUUGGCGCCGUCGCUUUAGUUGCGAUUAAUAAUGAAGUACACUGCCACAACAUGCCAUACGGCGGCAGCGGCAAGAACAGUGACACAUACAACCAGAACGCUCUGGAGGAGGCCACACGAUCGGGACCGUAUUUCGACAAAUCAGCCUCAAAGAACGUGACCGCUCUGCUGGGAAAGACUACAUACCUCAACUGCCGUGUCAAAAAUUUGGGGAACAAAACGAUGACGCUACAAGUAUCGUGGGUACGGCACAGAGACGUCCAUUUGCUCACAAUUGGCCGUUAUACGUACACGAACGACCAGCGAUUUCGAGCGAUUCACAACGCUCAUUCAGACGACUGGACACUUCAAAUAAAGUAUCCACAGCAUCGGGACAGCGGUAUUUACGAGUGCCAGGUCUCUACGACGCCCCACAUGAGUCAUCUAGUCCAUUUAAAUGUAAUCGAGCCAAAGACCGAGAUUUUAGGUGCGCCAGAGUUGUUCAUCAAUCGAGGUAGCACCAUCAAUCUCACGUGCGUCGUCUUACAGAGUCCAGAACCACCCGCCUACAUUUUCUGGAAUCACAACGAUGCGAUAAUCAGCUACGACUCGAGCAGAGGCGGCGUCUCCGUGGUUACGGAGAAGGGUGACAGCACGACGAGUUUCCUCUUGGUACAAGAAGCGAAGCCGUCGGACUCGGGACGGUACACAUGUAACCCCAGUAAUGCUCAACCGAAAUCGAUCACUGUACACGUACUCAACGGAGAGUAUCCCGCGGCAAUGCAGCACGGCGGUCAGGCCAAACAACCGAGGCUGUACUCUCUUUUGCUCUGCCUGUGUCUGCUACUUUACUAAUUGCUCCAUUCCAUCGCGCAUUUUCGAAAGGAGAAAUCAGAAUGCAUUUUCCAGAAAGCGAAGAAAAAGAGAGUGAAUGAAAGAACGAGUGAAUGCAUGAAAGAGAAUAAGAGAGAGAGAGAGAGAGAGAGAGAGAGAGAGAGAGAGAGAGAGAGAGAGAGAGAGAGAGAGAGAGAGGUAUUUCCGUCACGAGUUGUGCGAACAUUGCCCAAGUGUCAUGGAAGCCACAGCGAGAUACGUGCGACGAUGUGCAUCCGACGACAGAGACGCUUUUGACUGUGCACCGGAACGAUGAACUCUUUCGCAACGACGCGCCGUUUGUCGAUGCAACCGAGCGACAACGAGAUGACGACGUGUCCGAAAGCGUAACCACUACAGGAUGAUGCUUUUAACAAUGAGAUCGCGCGCGAUUCGGAAUUGCAAAUAUACAAUAAUAUAUGUAAGAGAAAUCAUGAAAUUCCUAUAUGUAAUAACCAUCGAUGAACAAUCGGUUUUAUUAUAACAAUAGGUUGCUUAUUCAUAAAUAAAAUCAUAAAUUCGACCGAAAACAUGGAUAAGUAUCAUUAUUCGUUGACUAAAACAUAAUUCUACAUUCAUGAAUAAAACUGAAUAAAGUGCAAUUGAAAUUAUUA